GCAAAAGCAACGCCAAACAUGCCAAGAAGAUGGGGGAGAGCUUAAGUUUUCACCGUUUUCCCAAAGAUCCUGGUUUAAGAGAAGAAUGGGUGAGACGUUGUUAUAGAAAGGAUAAGUUUUCUCCAGAGAACAAAAGAAUCUGCAGCAAACAUUUUACACUAAACGAUUUCCAAGACUACAUGCAGGCUCAUGUGCUAGGUAGAUCUCCGAAAACCUUGAAAAGCACAGCAAUUCCAUCGAUGCAUCUACAUCCACCAACAUCACCCACAAAAGUUACAAAAAAUAGUGAUAAACGCAGAAAAAGAGCUCAAAAUAGAGAAUUAAAGAGCUUUGUAAAAGAAAUAAUGGACUCUACUAGUGUGGAAGCGAGUACCAGUGCCUUAGGAGCUGCUACUAGUAAUAUUGCAUCAGCUAGUUCCAGUGUAAUUACAACUAAGGAAUCUACUCUGACAAUUGAAGAUGAUCUACAACAAAAUAUAGCAACUUUACAAAAUGAAGUGGAUAAGCUAAAAUCCAGAAUAUGUGAGCAAGAGAACAAAGAACAGUCUUUGCGAGAUAAAGUUUUGCAAUUAGAAGAAGUUGUAAAAGAUGCGAAUAAAUCAUUUGAAGAGACAACGAAAGAGGCAUUUUAA
Molecule: messenger RNA, 632 nt
Organism: Tribolium madens (black flour beetle)
Lineage: Eukaryota; Metazoa; Arthropoda; Insecta; Coleoptera; Tenebrionidae
Product: 52 kDa repressor of the inhibitor of the protein kinase-like
Exons: 2
Coding region: 30-632 (200 amino acids)
Source: RefSeq, a predicted model, not a curated record